This is a messenger RNA of Syzygium oleosum, 2333 nucleotides long. RefSeq names its product wall-associated receptor kinase 2-like. Gene Ontology annotation, molecular function: ATP binding; polysaccharide binding; protein serine/threonine kinase activity. Bases 117 to 2333 code for a protein of 738 amino acids. The transcript has 3 exons. Gene Ontology annotation, cellular component: plasma membrane. NCBI's taxonomy places the organism in Eukaryota, Viridiplantae, Streptophyta, Magnoliopsida, Myrtales, Myrtaceae. The record is from RefSeq and is a predicted model, not a curated record. Gene Ontology annotation, biological process: protein phosphorylation; cell surface receptor signaling pathway.
CUUCCAACGUGUUGACUGACUUGGCUGCCGCUGAGGCAUCGGCAUCAACGAAAGUAGGAUUAUAAAAACCGGUGAGAGGAGAGCCCAGAGGAAGCACAGAUUGGAGAAACAUAAAAAUGAAAGCGGCUGUGUUGUGUUUUCUUCCGAUGGCCUUGGCCUUGGCCACUUUCACCGAGAAGGACAACUGCAACCGGAGGUGCGGCAGCAUGAACGUGCCUUUCCCAUUCGGGCUCAACGAAAGUUGCGCAUGGAACUCUGGCCUUGUCCUCACCUGCAACCACACAUCGGGGAACCUGUUUCUCUUCAAGAACAUUCCGGUGUUCGACAUAUCCAUGAAGAAUGCGACAAUGACCGUUGGCCUGUACAGAGCUUUAGACUGCUAUGACAAGAGUGGUGGUCGGCUUGCUGGCUCUAGCCCUAACCCAUGGAUCAACUUGCGUGAAGACGGGCACUAUACAUUCUCAGACACCCGGAACAAGAUCAUGGUCAUCGGUUGCGACACGACGGCUGUUAUCUCAGAUGCCAGCACAACUUUCGGGAGUGGAUGCUUGUCCUUUUGCCACGAGGCCUUCGACUUCACAGCCUCGAAAUCUUGCUCCGCCCUCGGGUGCUGUCAAACGUCGAUCCCCAAGAGCCUCAGGAGCCUCAACAUAUCCAUGGCCGCCACAAUGAAUUACACCUUAGUUCAGGGCUCCAGCUCUUGCGGAUCAGCGUUCGUAGGGGACCAGGAGUCGUUUGAUGUCUCCGAUUACAAGCUUCCUGUCCCGGAUGAUAUGCUCGUUAAAAAAUACUCAAAGGUUGUCGUGGAUUGGGUAGUUGAACGAAAUUUGACCUGCAAGAAAGCACAAUCCAACCAAUCGAGCUAUGCCUGCGGCGCCAACAGUUAUUGCUCUGACUUUGAAAACGGGAAUGGUUAUCGUUGCUUCUGUGAGGAUGGGUACACGGGGAAUCCCUAUGUCUCCCCACUGUCCCCACUCCCAGGAUGUCAAGAUAUCGAUGAGUGCAAGGAUCCACAACGAUAUCCAUGUCACGGGAAUUGCAAGAAUAAGCCUGGGAACUACACAUGCAACUGCCCAUUUGGCAUGACUGGUGAUGGCAAAAUUGGUUGCCAAACUUCUCGUCUUGUCGUAAUUGCUGCAGCCAUUGUAGCGACAGUGUUAGGCUGCAUAAUUGUGAGUGGUCUAGUCUUGUUCAUAUGCAAGUGGAUAGCUAAAGAGAGAUACUUUAGGCAAAAUGGAGGAGAGAUCCUGAAGCACCAAAGAGUGAAAAUCUUCACUGAGGCACAGUUGACUACAGCCACUAACAACUACGAUGCUAGCAACAAGCUCGGUGAGGGUGGUUUUGCUUCAGUUUACAAAGGAAGAAUCGACGGCGACAUUUUAGUUGCGGUCAAGAAGCCUAGAGAUGUCCUUGUCAAGAAGCCGAAAGACAUGAACAAUGACGGGUCUCUGAGCACUCACAAUGAAUUCCGGCACGAAAUCAGCAUUAUUUCACAGGUGAAUCACAAGAACUUGGUCAAGCUCCUCGGUAUAUGUUUGGAGACAAAAGUGCCAUUGUUGGUCUAUGAAUUCAUCCCAAAUGGGACUCUAUAUCACCAUAUUCAUGACAAGAGAUCAACGCUCUUACGAUCGUGGAAAAAUUGCCUUAGGAUUGCCUCGGAAGCCGCCUUGGCCCUUGAGUACUUGCAUUCCCUGGCUGACCCGCCAAUCAUUCACGGCGAUGUCAAGACCCUGAAUAUACUUUUGGAUGAGAACUACUCCGCAAAAGUAUCUGAUUUCGGAGCCUCGGUUUUGAUUUCGCCGGGACAUUCUCACAUAGCCGAAAGAGUACAAGGCACCAUAGGUUACCUCGACCCUGAGUAUCUCAGCACUAGUGAAUUAACCACUAAGAGUGACGUUUAUAGUUUCGGAGUCAUCCUUGUGGAGCUCCUCACCGGAGAGACUCCGAUUAGGCGGGCAAAAUCUGGGGAAACUAUCAACAUUGUCCAAUCUUUCAUCUCUGCUGUGGAGAACCGGACACUCGUCCAUAUAAUAAAUAUCGAGGUGUCCAUUGAAGGUGAAAUGCGGGAGAUCGAGGCGGUUGGUUUGCUCGCUAGAAGGUGCUUAAACUAUAAUGGUGUAAAUAGGCCAACAAUGAGGGAAGUGGCUGAGCAACUUGCUAGGAUCAACAAAAACUCGUGGGCCGAUCAAUGCAAUGAUGAAGAGACUCAAAGUUUACUUAAUGAGACGAGAUCUGAUUCUCUGUGGAUUUCAAUCAGUGAAAUAAACAAACUGGACUCGACCUACUGUUCAACAUUAGACAUCCAAGCCGCCACUACUAGUUCCAGUGUCUGA